Lucilia sericata (common green bottle fly) is the source of this 2295-nucleotide messenger RNA. Its product is annotated as protein Aster-A-like. The transcript has 5 exons. Gene Ontology annotation, biological process: intracellular sterol transport. Gene Ontology annotation, cellular component: endoplasmic reticulum-plasma membrane contact site; plasma membrane; endoplasmic reticulum membrane. The coding region runs from base 335 to 2287 and encodes 650 amino acids. Gene Ontology annotation, molecular function: sterol transfer activity; sterol binding. NCBI's taxonomy places the organism in Eukaryota, Metazoa, Arthropoda, Insecta, Diptera, Calliphoridae. The record is from RefSeq and is a predicted model, not a curated record.
UUAAUAUUAAAAACAAAAUUUAGUUGGCGAGUAACUAGCAUUUAAAACGGUUUACUGAUAUUAAUAAUAACAGAUUAAUAAACUAAAACGAAAAUAUUCCAAAACAAAAGGAAAAUUUAUAAAAACGAAAAAUUGUUAACCAAUAAAAUGAAAGCUCAUAUGAAAAUUUGAUAUUUCCCCCUAAAAAAACUAAAUAUUUUUGCAAUAAAUAAGAAAAUCUAACAAUUUACUAAAUUAUUUAACUUAUAAAAGUUGUUUAAAAACAGUGGGUGUGUAUCGACAGUCAUUAUUUAAUUCGCGAGUGUGUUUACCUAACAUUUAUUGAUAUGUCAAAAUGGUUUAUGAUACUUUGACAACUUUAGUGGAAAGUGCUAAAAGUGUUUUUCAACCACGCAAUGAAAACGAUAUAGCUUCUUUUGAAAAUUUAAUUUUUAAUAAUUAUAUCACUGAUAUGGAAAUGGAUGAAGAAGAUGAAGAUGUUGUAAUCGAAGAACAACAGGAUCGUGUGGAUGUUAAGUUAGAUUUAUCUGCCAUAAGUAACAAUUUUCAAAAUUAUAACAGACAUAAUAUUAGUGAAUUGUCUUUAAAUGGACCAGAUAAUCAAAGUAAUAAAUCGAACAAUUCUAAACCGAAUAGUCGUCGUUCGAGUGCUGAAAAGAAAUAUCAUCGUAUUUCUAUGAUAGAAUUAUCACCCGUACACAAUGAGGAGUGUAAACGUUCAAAUUUACACCGAUUUAGUUCUAUGCAAUCCCUCAAACAUAGUCCCACCUCACUAACUCCCCUACCCUCGCUAAAUACCUCGGGGAGUUUGCGCAGCAUUAGCCCUUCACGUCGCAGCGCCAGUAGUAGCAACAGCAGCAGCACGGCCAAGCAUGAGCAAUCAACAACAGCAGCAGCUGCCGCCGCCGCUGCUGCUGCCAAUGCUACUACCUCAAAUGGUUCCACCGUCACGAUGACAACAUCAACAACAACAUCGACAGCAACACCAGCUUCGGCAACAACUGCAACAACGCCCCCUGAAAAAGAGAAGAAACGCAAAGAGAUAUCUAGCUCGCGUGUAAAAAAGUUCCAUAGACAUUUUGCUCAGGUGUCGAAAGAUGAGAAAUUAAUAAACUAUUUUUCCUGUGCUCUAGUCAGUGAUAUUUUACUGCAAGGACAUCUUUAUAUAACAGAUCAACAUUUUGCAUUUUACUCAAAUGUUUUUGGUUAUGUUACUAAGGUUGUUAUACCCACUUCCUCCGUUACAAAAAUCUCCAAAGAGAAAACCGCUAAAAUCAUACCAAAUGCUGUGGGCGUGGCCACCGCUGAUGAACGUCAUGUGUUUGGCAGUUUCAUAAGUCGCGAGGCGGCCUUCCGUCUCAUGUGCAGUGUUUGUCCGCCUUUGGGUGUACCCGAGAUAUUACCCAAAGAUCCGGCCAGCAUUGAAAUCUCCGAAGAAUACUCAAUUGAAGAUGAUAGCAGCUGUUCGAUAAGUGGCAAUGAAAGUCCCGCCCAAAUAACAGAACUACAACAGGCCAAUGGUGGCGGUAAACUGCUACAAACUAACGAGACAACUAGUCAAACGUUACUGCGGCGUUCAGUAGCCAGUUCGAAUUUAAGUAUUGCCGAUUUAACUAGACACUCAGACAUUCCUAUAAAUGCCAAAUCUACGCUAACAGCAAAUACAGCUUCCACCAGAUGCUCGGCCCCACCUGCCACGGGAGAACAUUAUAACAAUACCUCUAAUGGUGGUGGUGCUGUUAAUUUAAUUGGUCUCAAAUCUGUUUUACAACAACAACAACCCGCCCUUAAACCUACACCCGAUGGUGGUGAGGUUUAUACUAAUACUAAUAAACUAACUAUUAUAGCAGGCUGUGCUUCCUCGACCACAUCGGCCACUUCCACGCCCACACCCUCUACAUCUUCAUCGCCCACAACGGUAAUGACCUCAUCCGUCUUAUCGCCAGCGGGUACUAAAGCUAAGCGCGUUUUAAAUACAUUCACUAGUGUUAGUCAGAAGCUAUUGAAACAUUUUAAAUUUCCCACUGAAAUACAUGUGGUUUACUUGGGCGUUUUGCUCACUUUACUAUUAGCAUUAUUUUCCAUAUUCCUAUUAUAUCGGAUAUUAGAUAUAGAAGCUAAAACUAGCGGUUAUCGAUCUCCUGUAGAAUUUAAUUGGCGUUCUGGCAAUGAUGAUGAUAUAUUUACCGAAGCUUUACGCUUUCAAAAGCAAUUACAACUUAAAAGUACUGAAGAAGCUCAGAAUAUACUUAAAACGAAUUUAGAACAAAUUGCUAAGGUAAGCUGAAUUAGAAA